GCGUUUUGAAGAGCGUAGCGUUUUAUUCUCUCUCUCACACGCUGGACACCCCACACCUACACCCUCACACACCUACGCUAAUUCAUUUCAUUUUUCUCUUUUUUUUUUUUUUUCUCUCACACACUCGCCGGGCAUUCCCGCCGAUCAAUAAACGACGCAUCCUGCAGACAUUCAUUCGAAGAUCGAUCUUGUAAGUUGCGUGACAUUGUGGCGGAUGCUGGUGGAUUCGUGGCCGUUACAGGCAAGGACGACGGAUCUUGGAUUGAAUCUGGCAUUUUAGGGUUAUGAAGGGGGAGGAAGAGGAGGAGGCAUUGUGAGAUGUGCAGGCCGGAGAGGACCAGCAGCAGCAGCAGCAGCAAUUGCCAAGAUUUGGUGUGGAUGGGUGUGAGGGUGGAGAAGGGAGGGAGAGGCUCUUCUAACGGUUCGUCGUCGUCGGUGGCGGCAGCGUCGAGAUCGAGGAUGAAGAUGUGGAUGAUUAGGGCGACGACGUCGGUGCUUGUGUGGACCUGCGUGGUGCAGUUGACGACGCUGGGUGAGAUGUGGGGUCCAAGAGUCUUGAAGGGUUGGCCUUCUUGUUUCACUCAUGAUUCUUCUUCUUCUUCUGCUGUCAGUGCCCUUGAUUUCGAUUCCCAACUACUUCCGUCUCCGCGUCCCGUUCUUCUCCCUCCCAAGAGAGUUUAUAAGAACAAUGGAUACUUGAUGGUGUCGUGCAAUGGAGGACUCAACCAAAUGAGAGCAGCGAUAUGUGACAUGGUUGCCAUUGCCAGAUAUCUAAAUGUCACGCUUAUCGUCCCUGAACUCGAUAAAACUUCCUUCUGGGCUGACCCCAGUGAGUUCCAAGACAUAUUUGAUGUUGAUCAUUUUAUUACAUCCUUGAGAGAUGAGGUCAGGAUAUUGAAAGAGUUGCCUCCUAGACUCAAGCUGAGAGUGGAAAGAGGAAUGCUUUACACCAUGCCCCCAAUUAGUUGGUCUGACAUUUCUUACUAUAAGAAUCAGAUUCUGCCCCUGAUACAAAAGUACAAAGUUGUGCAUUUAAAUCGAACCGAUGCUAGGCUGGCAAAUAACGGUCAACCUCUGGACCUUCAGAAGCUGCGAUGCCGUGUUAAUUUUAGUGCUCUGAGAUUUACUCCUCAGAUAGAGGAGUUGGGCAGAAAGGUCAUCAAGCUUCUGAGGCAAAAUGGUCCAUUUAUGGUGCUUCAUCUGAGGUAUGAAAUGGAUAUGUUGGCGUUUUCUGGCUGUACUCAAGGUUGCAACAGUGAUGAGGUGGAAGAGUUGACAAGGAUGAGAUAUGCUUAUCCCUGGUGGAAAGAAAAAAUAAUCAACUCUGAUUUGAAAAGAAAAGAUGGCCUAUGCCCUUUGACACCCGAGGAGACUGCUCUAACGCUUAGGGCUCUUGACAUUGAUCGGAACAUUCAAAUCUACAUUGCAGCUGGAGAAAUAUAUGGCGGGGAAAGGAGAAUGGCUAGUCUUGCAAAGGACUACCCAAAAUUGGUCAGGAAGGAAACACUGUUGGAACCAUCUGACCUUCAGUUCUUCCAGAAUCAUUCAUCUCAAAUGGCGGCAUUGGAUUAUCUUGUCUCAUUAGAGAGUGAUAUAUUUGUCCCCACAUACGAUGGAAAUAUGGCCAAAGUAGUUGAGGGCCAUCGCAGAUACCUUGGGUUCAAGAAGACGAUAUUGUUGAACAGAAAGCUCCUAGUUGAUCUGAUAGAUCAGUACCAUAAUGGAGUACUGGACUGGGAUACAUUCUCUUCAGCCGUAAAGAGAGCUCACGCAGAUCGUAUGGGUAGUCCAACCACAAGGUUGGUAAUCCUCGACAAGCCCAAAGAAGAGGAUUAUUUUUAUGCGAACCCACAGGAGUGUUUAGAAUCAUCAGUUGAUCUGCUGAGUAGUACGUAGUAGUAAUGCAUCCAGAAAACGCUGGAAUUCACUUGUGCCAUCACCUCCUGGUGCACAUGGUUCUCUACCACAGAUAGUGAAUUAGUUCUCUACGCAGUUUUAGCAAAGAUGACGGCUUUUGUAUCAAAGAGGCAGUCAUGGUGACUCGAAAAAGAGAGAUGGUUGGGUUUGGGGAAGGGAUCUAUAACAUUCAUGACAGCUCUAGUCAAGGGAAGCAAAGCAAGCCGGGGAAUACUUUAUAUUUUACAUAUGCAAAUAAUCAUCCAUCACAUUCAUGUAUAGAAGCUACCCUGCCAUUACGGGGUGAGAGCAGUUUAUACUGCAUUGUACACGGAGGAAUUGAAUUCAUAUACAAAUUUGGAUUUACUGGAACUGCCGUUCGUGGAAAGCUUAAUACAUUGGUACUUGCCUCUGUUUUUAGGAUAUAAAUAUAUAAGUUUUGUUCCCAUUUUUUUCUUCUUUUUUUUUAUUUUGCUUUUCCCUUUGCCUCCGUUCUCUUUAUCCUGCCAUCAUUCACACUAUAAAAUUUGUUUGUUGAUGUAUUAUUCUCGCUAAUUUGAUAUUCUUUUGUUUUGUCUA
This is a messenger RNA of Arachis stenosperma, 2475 nucleotides long. RefSeq names its product rhamnogalacturonan I rhamnosyltransferase 1-like. The transcript is spliced from 8 exons. The coding region runs from base 319 to 1896 and encodes 525 amino acids. NCBI's taxonomy places the organism in Eukaryota, Viridiplantae, Streptophyta, Magnoliopsida, Fabales, Fabaceae. Gene Ontology annotation, cellular component: cytoplasm. The record is from RefSeq and is a predicted model, not a curated record.